AUGGAGGUGUGCGAGAGCGGCGGGGAGCAGCCGCCGCUGCUGCACUGGGACCGCAAGCUGAGCGAGCUGUGCGAGCCCGCAGACCCCGAGACGCUGCUGAGCCGCACGCACUUCACAGAGUUCCUGGAUGAAUUUUCACCUGAUGUCCUAGGCCAGCUGUUGAAUGACCCCUUCUUGUCUGAGAAGAAUGAGAUCAUGGAGGUGGAACUGUCUCCAGCAUCCCCAGCACCCCUCAUCCAGGCUGAGCACAGCUAUUCCCUCUGUGGGGACUCUCGACCCCAGUCUCCCCUGACCCACAUCUCCACUGAUGACAACUUUAAUGAAGGUGACCUGGAAAAUGAGGAAUGGUGUCUGGCUACAGAGUUUACUCCAGCUGCAAUAAAGACUGAGCCAGGGCUUUGUGAGACAUCAGGCCUUGCUCCCUCAGUCAGUCUCACCAUCACGGCCACGUCGCUGGAGGGGGAACAGCCUGAGCUCCAGACAGAUGCCCUGAUGAAACCACUGAUCCAGAAAGUUCUUCCAGAGAUUAAAUUGGAGCCCCAUGAAGUGGAUCAGUUCCUGAACCUCUCUUCUAAGGAAGCAGUGGAUCCCCUGCAUUUGCCUCCCACCCCUCCGAGCAGCCACGGCAGUGACUCUGAGGGAGGGCAGAGCCCGGCUCGCUCUCUCCCUCCUUCCAGCCCAGUGCAGCUCCAGGCCACGGCCAAGGUUGCGUCGCGCACAGCUUCGAUGCUCUCCAAUUCCCCUCUCCUGACUGCACCACAUAAAUUACAGGGGACUGGCCCCCUCAUCCUGACAGAGGAAGAGAAGAGGACACUGAUAGCAGAGGGCUACCCAAUCCCUACCAAACUACCCCUGACAAAAGCAGAGGAGAAAGUCCUAAAGAAAAUCCGCAGGAAAAUCAAAAACAAGAUCUCUGCCCAGGAAAGUAGAAGAAAAAAGAAAGAAUACAUGGACAGUCUGGAAAAAAAAGUUGAGACCUGCUCAAAUGAAAACAGUGAGCUGCGUAAGAAGGUUGAAGUCCUGGAGAACACUAACAGAACACUUCUGCAGCAGUUGCAGAGGCUCCAAGCCAUGGUUGCUGGCAAAGUGUCCCGCUCGUGUAAGGCAGCUAGCACACAAACAGGGACCUGUCUUAUGAUGGUGGUGCUGUGCUUUGCAGUAGUUUUUGGCAGCUUCUCUCAGAGCUAUGGGCCAUAUCCUUCUGCUACAAAGAUGGUGUUGCCCAGGCAGCAUUCCUCACCAGAGUCCUACACAGAUUCCAUUGUGAGGUCAAGGAGCCUCCUAAUUUAUGAAGAGCCUCAACAGCUGGAGGAGCCAUCCAGCCCGAUCUCCUUCGCAGAUCGCAGUGACAGACAAACAGACACCUCCAAGUUCACAGCACUGUCCCUGGAAGCUGUGCCAGGGACACAGCAGGAUGAAAUCAUGCAGUUCACAAUAGCCAACGAGACAAGGCUAGAGAAAUCAGUGCUGCUGGGCCUGCAGCAGCACAGAGUCAACUCGGAACUAGAAGGAAAUGAAACACUGAAGAUAAUUGAAAUAGACAGAAGAGUCAAUGCCACGUCUUAAAAAUAAAAAAGAGUGACUUCUUGACUUCCCUCCUUCCCACAUAUUUUCAACCAAAGUUCCCCUGACUUGUCAUCCUCAGUGAACCAAAGUACAAAAGAGAGGGAGUUCAACUUCUGCAUUGACUGAUGAGGCUGUGACUACAGAUGGGAUCUCUUGUCUUUGUAACUCCCUUCCUCACGUCACACACAGUCCCUGUCUCUGCUUUUAUCCCUUUCCUGUCUAACACUGCAAGGGCAGCACUGAAUUAUGAUGGCAGAUGAUGCCAGCAGUGUGCCAGUGACUGGUGGGUGUGUGUGCCUGUAAAUGCACACAGCCUGAUCUGAGCACAAAGACAUUCUGGAGAAGGGUGAAUUGUGCAAAACCAAUGGGAGCAUGUGGGUGAUGGUUUUCUUGGGAGAAGGUAAUGGAGAGAGAGAGGAGAUGCAGCAUGAUGGUGCUUAGAGUCUCACCACAGCUCUGUGCCUGCUGGUCUACAGCCCUAGAGCCUUUUGGGGGGAUAGAGAAGCACAUGUGCAGCCUGCUGCUGAGGGGACAAGAAAGGGCCCUGACACUGCUGAGUUCACAGCACAGGCAGGAGAGGGCUGGUCCCUGGUGCUGCUGAAUUGUCCUCCCCAUGCUCUUUUUCUUCUCCCCUCCAGUCUCUUCAUUACUUAGCAGGGUAGGUUUCUCUGUGCAUUGAAUGCAGUCCUAGUGGGCUUCCCUGCUUCCACCCUUGAGAAAUUAAGCAAAGAUAGUCACUGUCUUACCACACACUGUGUGGGAGAAUUACACUAGUUUAACUAAAUCUGUUUAGAAAGCAGGUUUUGUUACAUUUAUGCAAUAUUUUAGAUGGAUGCCCUUUAGUCUGCUUAAGGCUAAUCUAUUUAGCUUAAGUCAGUUCCUUCCCAACAAACUAAAUCAAUGUAAGGCUUAAACCAGAAGUGCCUCCUGAGAGGACUGUAUGGAUUUAAUUUAUUGGCUUCUAGCUGGUUGAUGAAAAUUCUUGUGUAGACCCGGUCUCAGAUUGUCUUGUGUUUUCCUUUCCUUGCCAUCUUCCUGUUACUGUUGUAAAUAGUAUUUAUUAGCUUUGAAACAUUCUGUUCAGGUAGUUGCAGUGAAGAGAACUGAGCUUUCCUAACCCUGCAAGUGAUCUGGGCAGACCCUGAAAUUGGACAGACAGACAUCACUGAAUGCCCGUUUCCUCCCCUUAAGCUUGAGUUGUCCUAAAAUAAAGCCAGGUGUCUUGUUUUCCUCUUACCUGCUUUUCCAGAGGUGUGAUCUGAGACCAGCUGCUUUGGGUACAGAUAGGCCAGCCCAUGCCUAGAGGUGGUGGAUCCUGUAUCAAGUGUUUGCCAAGGCAGCCUCUGACCUGAGGAGCUGAUUACAUGGGCAGGAGACCUGUCAAAAGAGGAAUGAGAUGAGCACAGGAGGGGGUGAAGUGACUGCCAGGCUCACUGAGAAAGCCAAGAGCAGCAUUCAGGUCUGGUCCUGGUUCCAGUCUUCUUCUCCAUGCUUUGUUUCCCUCUUGUCCCAUGGUGUUGUCUUCAUGUGCCCUCUCUCUCUCUCAGUACCCUGGUCAUGCCUUUGCCUGAGCUGUGCUUCUUGCAGUUUGUCCUUGCAGGGGCAUCGUUGAACUCAGUCCAGAAUUUGAGCAGGGUUUUAUCUGGUUCCUACAGAAGGGCACUCCUGCUCCAUUGAGGAUGGAUCUAAUGUGAAAAUCCUAAUUCAGCAGGCUAGCAGAGCUACUUAACAGUUUACCAGAAGAAGUCAAUUAAAAAAAAAAAAAGGAUUUUGAAGCUCUUUUUUUCUUUUAAUUUUUUUCCUAAUGUUAAAUAAGGGAAAAACUAACCUAGCCUUACAAAUAAUUUUUUACUAUGUACAGUAGAUAUUUCUUGCAGCUAUUCUAUUUUGUAAAAUAUUGAAUUUAUAUUUUAUUACAGCAGCUGUCGCACC
Messenger RNA from Agelaius phoeniceus (red-winged blackbird), 3498 nucleotides. RefSeq names its product cAMP responsive element binding protein 3 like 2 (gene CREB3L2). Gene Ontology annotation, molecular function: cAMP response element binding; DNA-binding transcription factor activity, RNA polymerase II-specific. Gene Ontology annotation, biological process: regulation of transcription by RNA polymerase II. The record is from RefSeq and is a predicted model, not a curated record. Lineage: Eukaryota; Metazoa; Chordata; Aves; Passeriformes; Icteridae.